Blumeria graminis f. sp. triticale is the source of this 6429-nucleotide messenger RNA. NCBI's taxonomy places the organism in Eukaryota, Fungi, Ascomycota, Leotiomycetes, Helotiales, Erysiphaceae. The record is from the annotation of a GenBank genome assembly.
AUGACAUCUUACUUUCAGUCAUACUUCCAAGCAUCGUCUAUGCUCAAGCGCCUUAUUCAAUAUGCGCUUUCACAGUUGGAAAUUCUUGACACUGAGACCAUAGACCUUGAUCAUCUAGAUAUUGCUUGGGGGAAAAAUAGUGUAUUUGAGUUUAAAAAUGUUGGGCUUCGAUUAAAGAAACUCGAGAAAUUCCUUCAGUUGCCCGAAUGCUUCAAGUUUUCGAAAGCAAAAAUCGAAUUACUUCGCCUUACAAUACCAGUGGAUAUCUACAGUAGCUCGGUAAUGGUGGAAAUAGAGGGCGUCGAGAUUCAAACUCAAUUAAAACCACACCCAAAUGAAGACAAUUGCAACAACGUUUACAUAUCUAAAAUAACGAAACCAAAACCAUUGAAAAAACAGCUACGUGAGGAUAUCAACAAGUUAUCAAAAAGUAGGGGAUUGGGUGACGAAAAUUAUUCAGAAAAGAGCUACAUUUUCAAUGCGACUAACCUAGCUCAAUCUUUCUUGCAGAUAGAGUCCGAGGAGCGUAAGCUUGAAUUAGAAGCUGCUGUACUAUCAGAUAUACGGAGCUGUGGGACUUUACCUCCACUGAGUGACGAUGAAAUUGCUCCGGUAUGGGCAGGAGCGCCCAUGGCUCUCCCAAAAUUUAUGGCUCGGUUUCUUCAAGGAAUGAUUGACCGCCUUCAAAUUAGGAUACGAGAUAUUGAUGUCAGCUUGAAUUUAGACAUUCAGCAUGAUGGAUCAAAACCACAAACUCCUUUCGAAACACCUGACCCUGUAACAAUUCGGUUGAGAAUUAUGAAGAUUGAUGUUGAAGGUAUGACGCACAAUCUUGGAAAGGAAGAUAAGAGCAGUGGUGCUAAUGGAAGUAAAAACAAACCUGGAAACAGACUUAUUUGCUUGUCUCAAAUUCAAGGAUUUGUGAAAUCAGAGGAUAAUACUUUUUCUGCCUUGGCAAGCCCCUCUUCAUUUCAAUCUUAUUCAAAUCUAGACCCGAGUUGUAAUAUUUUCAAAUCAUCCGAUGAAGCUGCUUCGUUUAACCAGGAAAAUUCUAAUGUCUUACCACGAAUGUCUUCUCUGCAAAACCUAGCAGAGACUAUGAGAGAUCACCAACCCUCUUGUGUCCCAGAUCCAUUUUUGGAUAAUACUCGUGAUAAACCAUUAAGAAAUUACGACGAAUUUGACCAAGGAGAAAACAGGCAUAAUAACGAUUCGGGCUUGAAAAAGAGUACUUUGGGUCAUUUUGAUCAAGUGCUAAACACUCAAACUUUAAAUACUGAUACUGACCAAGGUGUACGUCUCCAUCCUCUCCCUUAUGAUCUCCCAACGGAAAGAGAUGGUGCAACAUUAGUAAACGUUUCGAUUCCAUUUUAUACCCCCUCAUAUCAAGAACCUUUCAAAACUAGUCAAUGUAUAACUCAGCAAUCCACACCAAAUUUAAACCCAAACCCCUUAUUGAAACUAUCACGGCAGCAGAUCUCACACGCUCAUUCAGUCUUACCUGGAUACCUUUUAGGUUGCCAAGCAAGUAAAUUAAACUCUGACGCUGAUAGUUUGGACUCCUUAAACGACUCCAACAUAACAUCUCUCUGUAAUAAAAGACCUGAUGCAUCUUAUAAUGAAGAUGACCUGACUAAAUCUCAGUUAUUCAGUCACGAAGAAGCAGAAAGCUUAUACCUGAGCGCCAUAUCAUAUAUCAGCCCUGGGGAUCAAACAGGUGAAAACCUACCCGAACCAAGCCCUAGAAUCAGUGGCGCUUCCUCAACACCUGAUAUCACUCGUUUUAGUCAGAUGAAAGUAGAUGAAGGAAUUACCCCUAACAAUUCUUUACAUUCAUUUGAAUCUUCACUUCCUACCCAAGGUCAAUUAGUAGAUGAAGCAUACGGUAUUGCAAGAGCAUUCUCACCUUCAACUCAAACUUCUCAAAUAAAUCAAAAUAGAAAAUAUUCCGGUCAAUUUGAAAACUCGGAAAAUGGGUUGCAUACUUCCGCGAUAGACGCUGGAGAAUCUACCGAGCUGUCAAGACAAAUAAUCGACAUCAAGUAUGUCCGUAUUUACGUGCCAAGCGUUCAACCUACAAAUUCAGACGGGGUCAAACCCAGUCCCGAUAGCCCCUCUGCAAACUCUUCGCUCGAUAUAUCGGCAGGAUUUACACCUUCAAGUAUGCCUGGUGCCUUUGGUCUAAACUCAAUGAACCUAGAAGCUCAGCCAGAAACAAAAGAAGAAUCAUCUAAGCCUGUACCUAAAGAGGCCCAAACUGAUACUAGAAUACAGAGGGACGGGAUUGAAGUAGAAAUCGGGAGGACUUCUAUCCAGUUUGAUUUCUCUGUGGGAAGAUUAAUUCUUAAGGCUUAUGAACACGUGAUAAGCAUGGUCAAGUAUGAUACUACAAAAAAAUCCUCCAAACAAGGUAAAAGUUCGACAGAUGUAUUAUUUAGACUAAAAUCUGAUGAGAUAUUUGUCAAUUUCCUCGAUAACCUUGGAUGUAUCUCACCUAUCGGUGGAUACCGAGAAUCAGAUCAAAGAAUGGCCGAUACUCUUCUGCAGGUUCGUUUAAACGGGCUUAAUGUAAAAUACCAUUCCUGUGAACUUGAGACACGAUUAUCAAUUACCCUCAGAAAGUUCUUAUUUGGCUACAAGGAAGAAAGUAUUUUAUCGUUUACAACAGAUAGUCAAUUCCGACCUUCCACGCGAGAUCUGGAAACCUCAUCUAGCGUACAAAUUUCAGCCCAAAUAACUCAAACACCUAAUAGUUUUAGAUGUGAAAUCAAAACUUUACCCAUUCAACUCACGAUAAACCUUCAGAAACUAGAUGAAGUUUUCAGCUGGUUGGGGGGACUUAGCACUGUCUUAAACCUCGGCUCCUCAAUAGCUUCAAACACAACUAUAGCUGCCGACAAAGCUAACGCUCGAUGUGUGAGGUUUGAGGGCUCAAAUUCGCCUGAAACUACAUCAGAUUUGGCUGAAAAAAAGGUAGAUAUUAGAAUUGCAGGGCUUAAUCUUGAAUUAGAGGGAUCUCAAUGCAGUCUAUCCCUUAUGACAAGCACUAUCAAAGUUGUUAGCAGGGACGAAGGAAUAGGUCUUUCGAUACGAAAAAUAAAAUUAUCAGGCCCUCACCUUCAUCAGUCAAACGAUGAACCGGCCAUUACUGUAGAUAUUACAUCCACAAGGAUUGAAUUUUUGUCUUCACCCAAAAAUUCUGAUCUGGAUCGCCUAUUAUCUCUGAUAACUCCAUCAAAAACUAAGUAUGGCCAUGACGAUGACAUAAUCUUGGAUACUCUGCUCCUUCAACGAAGAAAGGGUGCACUAUUACGUAUUUCUAUCGAAGAGCUGAAAACUGAUAUCGGAAAACUAAAUGAGUUAAAUUAUCUCCCUGAAGUUUGGGAAGAAAUUUUAAGGCUAGCCUCAGUUGCGAAAUACCUACCUGAUGAUGAUCGUCCCGGGCUACUUUCACUAGGUUUCAUCCAGAAGAUUAAUUUUCAUGUUGACUCUAACCAUGUAUUGGGCAACAUAGAUUUAUCAAUCUCAGACCUUGAAGUUGCUCAGAUUACCCUUCCAGCACUCCUCGCUUUCAGUAUUGGAAAUCUUUCAGUUAGACGGAAUACUGUUGAAAUACUAAUUGAGAAGUCGAGAAAUCAAAUAACACCAGAACUAGGUGUCAGGAUGCCCAUCAUUAUGGCAAGAAUUAUUGGAAAUGAAAUGGAGCCAGUCAUAAAGAUCAAGAUGCGUAAUUUAAACGUAGAAUAUCGCCUCUCUAUUCUUACAGCAUUGGUCGAGUUUAUUCAAACUUUUGUAUCUCAUGAAUCUCUGGCCAGCGCUUCUGUAUCUCUGGCAGCAUUAACAGAUUUUAACAGAGAAAUAGGCUCCAUAUCAUCUUUGCAAAGAACUCGAUUAUUAUCAACGGGAGAAUCUGCUAAACCAUUAGCAAUUGAUAUAGAUUUCAGAAAUUGUGUUUUAAGUCUAAAUCCAUUAGAGCCGCCUUCGAAAAUGCUGCUUAUUAUGACUGAAGCCCAUUUAAACGUUAUACUUCCAAGGUACGACAGUGCUGAUAUUUUAGUAGAGCUGGGAAAAGUAUCUAUCCUUAUCAUAGACGAUGUAGUAAAUUUAACUCAAAGAGAGGAAAGCCCAAUACGAAAUCAAAACCUCUAUGACAAAAUAAAUCAUGUUUCUCAUUUCUGUGCGAUGGGCUACGUCUCUGUUGGCUACAUCUCUUCAACUAAGGCCAAGCUUCGAAUACGAAACUGUGAAGAGCAAAGUGUAGACGUGGAAGUUUGUGAUGCUUUAAUAGUCCUUGAGUCUUGCGCAGACUCGACGAAAACUCUUAUUGAUAUCGUUAAGGGCUUAAUUCCAUUGACUGUUGUCUCUAAUGAAGAAAGCAAAUAUCGUACCAAAGUGGUACCUGUUGAUGACUUGCUCUCAUCCCUUUCAGCAGACGCGUUUGGGACAGCAGAGGGUGACUACAAUUUUGAUGAUGAUUUUUGCUUCGACGAAAACAGUGAACUAGGACUCCCUGCGGUAGAAUUUGAGGAGGGUGAAGAUUUCAGUUUUGGGUCGCAGUAUCUUCACCAUAAAAUUGGAGAAACCUUCAGUUUCAAGGAGCUUCCUGAAAGCCUUUCUCAUCUAACAACAAGGGAUAGCCAGGAUAGUGAACUACUCAAUAGUUUUAUAGAAAGAUGUGAUACAGAUGAUGAUGAUGAAGCUGAACUAGAAUUUCAGGAAAACUAUUUCGAAACUGGCGCGGCUUUUAAAGGUAAUAACCAUAUAUGGAAUUCAGCUAAAAACGCGUAUGAAAGAUCAGCUACAGAAAAAGUAAGAAUAUCACCGAUUAAAGUAACUAUUCGCGAUAUUCAUCUAAUAUGGAACCUUUUUGAUGGUUAUGAUUGGCCACACACACGCGACGUCAUCACGAAAGCAGUUCGAGAUGUAGAGUCAAAAGUUAUAGAAAAACUGGCGCGUCAAAAUGGACAUAAUAAUCCAGAGGCUGAUAUGAACGACGAUGAAGAGAGCGUCAUUAAAGACUUUUUAUUUAACUCGAUAUACAUCGGUGUCUCAGCAAACAGAGAUCCUCGUGAACUAGCUAGAGCAAUUAAUCAGGAAUUAAACGAUAGCAGUUUAGAUACGGAAUCUAUUGUGACUACAGCAUAUUCUGGCCCUGCAAACAGAUUAUCGAAUGUUCGAAACACGAAGAUGAGUAGGCUUCAGCUAAACCGAAGUAAGCAUCAUAAAAUUUCAUUUGAAUUGCAAGGGGUUCGUGCAAAUUUCAUUGCGUUCUCCCCCAGCGAUGAUGAGACACAAAGCUCUCUAGAAAUUUUUGUGCAUGAUUUUGAGAUUUUCGACCACUUGCCAACAUCAACGUGGAAGAAGUUUGCAACUUACAUGCAAGAUGCUGGAGAAAGGGAAAGCAAUUCCAAUAUGAUCCACUUAGAAAUCUUAAACGUGAAGCCAAUUGCCGAGCUUACAGCAUCCGAAAUUGUCAUGAGAGCGACAGUGUUACCUUUGCGGCUCCAUGUUGAUCAAGAUGCACUGGACUUCAUAACGAGAUUUUUCGAGUUUAAGGAUGAUACGGCUCCAGUUCAGACGUCUGGUGGUGAGGUGACUUUUUUUCAGCGUGUUGAGAUAAAUACAAUUAGAAUCAAGUUAGACUUUAAACCAAAGCGGGUCAAUUAUGCAGGUCUUCGAUCGGGACACACAACUGAAUUUAUGAACUUCCUAAUCCUAGAUGAGGCCGACAUCGAACUUCGACAUACUAUUAUCUAUGGUAUUCUAGGACCCGAAAAGCUUGGAAAGUGCCUGAAUGAUAUAUGGAUGCCAGAUGUCAAGAGGAAUCAGCUUCCUGGAAUUUUAGCUGGUCUUGCUCCUGUUAGAUCACUUGUAAAUGUUAGUGGUGGCUUCCGGCAUCUCAUUAUUGUUCCGAUGCGCGAAUACAAAAAAGAUGGCCGAGUUAUGCGUAGCAUGUCAAAAGGUGCUGUUGCAUUUGCUAAGACCACAGGUACUGAGCUCAUUAAACUCGGAGCCAAGGUUGCUAUUGGUGUUCAGACUGUCCUUCAAACUGCAGAGGAAAUUAUAGGGUCUACUGAUGAACAUGUCAUGCACAGAGAAUAUAUGGAUCAUUCUGAAGAGCCGCACAGUCAGAUAAGUCUUUAUGCUAAUCAACCUGUUGGCGUUCUACAGGGUCUCCGUGGCGGCUACAGCAGCCUACAGCGCGACCUGAUAACGGCACGGGACGCCGUUAUCGCUAUACCUGGUGAAAUGAUGGAGAGUGGUACGGCUGUGGGCGCGUUGAAGGCGGUUGGAAAAUACUCGCCAACAAUUAUUCUACGACCAGCCAUUGGUGUUGCAAAAGCCGGUGGCCAAAUAUUGAUGGGAGCGACUAAUUCCCUUGAUCCAGUCAAUCUAAGGCGAGCCGAAGCAAAAUACAAGACGCAUUAA